UAGAAAAGCUGCCCCCCUGGGGAGAGAGAGAGAGAGUCCAUCCCUCGGGGGUUUCAAGGCAGAGCAGAACAGCCUGAGGAAUCUCCUGGUUUUAGCUGGGGGUUGGGCUUUGCAACCUGCGAUUUCAUGCUUUACAUAAAGUUUCUAGUCCUUAAGCAACUGCGUGUGUGUGUGUGUGUGUGUGUGUGUGUGUGUGUGUGUGUGUAGAGGGAGGUUUGUCGACUGUGAGUGAACUUCAAGCCUCCUGCAUAAUUGAUGCUGCCUGGCAGCCACCGAACAGAUUGUGCAGCGUUGGCAGCUCUGCCCCAGUGCAAAUGGCAGGAGUGCCCAGCGAGGGCCAACUGCAGCGUUCCCCUUGCUUUGGCCUUGGGACAUGAAGCCCCUUUGGGAGAAGAGCCACGUGGCUUUGCUUGUCAGAAGGUUGCAAAAGGAGAUCACGUGAACCUCUGGAUGCUGCGACCGUCAUAAAUGACCCCAGGAGUCGCCAUGUUGACCAGCAUCGCUGAUGGGCUCCUCUGCUGCCUGCUGGGCAAGGCGCCGAACGUGGUGGGGCCCCUGGAGCCCGUCGAGUCCAGCGACGGCUACAGCUUCGUGGAGGUCAAGCCCGGGCGGGUCCUGCGGGUGAAGCACGUGGCCCCCUCCCGACCCCCCGGCACGGAGGAGGAACCCCGGAAGACGGGCGCCGUGCACUGCAAGCGCCGGAUCGCCGUGUACCGCAAUGGCCAGAUGGUCAUCGAGAACCUGGCCGAGGCGGUGCAGCCGGACGUCCCGCAGAAUGGCGCUGAGGCUCAGGCCGCAGCUGAGGCAGAAGUCUCAGAUGCGAAUCCAGCCGCAGGGACCCCCACAGCCGGCGGGGGACCGGCUCUCAAACGCCGCCGGCAGAAGCCCAAGAAAGUGGUGCACAUCGACUGCACCAAGUACAUCGGCAGCUGCAAGGGGACCCACCGGGACGUGGUGCUCUUCUUCAUCCACGGGGUGGGCGGCUCUUCGGACAUCUGGAAGGAGCAGGUGGACUUCUUCACCAAGCUGGGCUACGAGGUGGUGGCCCCCGACCUGGCUGGGCACGGGGCCAGCUCUGCCCCCCAGAUCGCGGCCGCCUACACUUUCUACGCCUUGGCGGAAGACCUGCGCAACCUCUUCAAGCGGUACGCCAAGAAAAGAAACAUCCUGAUUGGACACUCCUACGGGGUCUCCUUCUGCACCUUCCUGGCCCACGAAUACCCGGAUCUGGUGCACAAAGUCAUCAUGGUGAACGGAGGGGGGCCCACCGCCCUGGAGCCCAGCCUCUGCUCCAUCUUCAACAUGCCCCCCUGCCUGCUGCGCUGCCUCUCGCCCUGCCUGGCCUGGAGCUUCCUCAAAGCCGGCUUUGCCCGCCAGGGUGCCAAGGAGAAGCAGCUGCUGAAGGAGGGCAACGCCUUCAACGUCUCCUCCUUCGUCCUGAGGGCCAUGAUGAGCGGGCAGUACUGGCCGGAGGGGGACGAGGUCUACCACGCCGAGCUGACCGUGCCCGUGUUGCUGGUACAUGGCAUGCACGACAAGUUUGUGCCCGUGGAGGAGGACCAGCGCAUGGCGGAGAUCCUGCUGCUGGCCUUCCUGAAGGUGAUAGACGAAGGGAGCCACAUGGUGAUGUUGGAGUGUCCGGAGACGGUCAACACCCUCCUGCACGAGUUCCUACUCUGGGAGCCGGAGCCCCUCCCCUCUGAAGAGGGCCCCCCGGUGGGAAAGAAGUAGCUGGUGGAUGGGGGUCCAUUCUGAGGGUCCCGGGGCCACGCUCUGGUGGCUGCCCAAGGAGAGUUUCUUACGGUGGAUGCCGAGAGUUGUCACGGAUGGGGAGACGGUGCUUUGUCUCCCUGCUUGGGGGGCCCGGUGUGGGGUAUGUAGCUGGAAUGCGGGGAACCCUUGAACCGAAGGACAGCAGCCAGCAACUAUCAGCACCCCCAAAACUUCAGGCAGAGAAGAGAGGUGGACGGGCAGAAGCUGCUUUGCUUCUUGCAGCAGGAUGAUGGGCUUUGGAGUCUCUGCAAAGGGAUGCUGGGGCUUCCUUCCUGAUGCCUGGACUGGGCCAAGGGGGUGCCCUCUCGGAGCGGGCAUGCGGGUGGAAGGGUGCCCGUGUGGACCGCUGACAUUUGAUGUUUUCUGCCCCACCGCAGCUGCGUCUGAAGAGGUGGUGGGAAUUUGCAGGCUGAAUUCUCCCACGCUGCUGGUGGAAGAGAAGGACGUGGGGCCGAAGCCCCCCAGCAGCCCAACCUGGGGGCAGAGCGGGGGCCAGGAUGCUCCAACCCCUUGCAUCCUUGUCUUGUCAGAAUCCUCACCAGCCUCUGCCCCCCCCCAUCCCAAGGACUGGGGGCUGCAAUCCCAAGAAUGCUAGCACUGAAUGUGGUUGGAGCCCGCCAGAGGGGGGAGAGGCUGUCGCCCCCUCCCCACAUCGCUUCUUUCCAACUUAGGAGAUGCUGGAGUUCAGCCCAAGAUGGGGGUCCAGACCCCUGCCCCUUCCCUCACCUGUGCCCCUCCCCACGGUGUUUGUAAAUAAACUUUGCAAAGUUGUAUCUACCCCCCCCCUCCCCAACGGUAUUGCAGGGUAAAUGGUGCCAGUUCUCAACUUGGAGGGUUGGCAGCCGGGCAUCCAGAGGAGAGUUUGGUGCCAUUCCCAUCUCUGCUUCGGCCUCGACCUCUUUCCGGAAUGGAGUCCAGAGGCUGGGAAUUUCACAUGGGGGGGGGCUUGGAGAGCUUUUCUCGGCCCCUUCCCCUUUGGGCAGAAAUGCAGCUGGUUCCUCAAUUUAUGACCACAACUGAACCCAAAAUAUUUGUUUGCUAAGUGAGACGGGUGAGUUUUUUGCAAACUUCCUGAAGUUGUUAAGUGAGUAACACUAUUAUUAAGCGAAUCUGGCUUCUGACUUUGCUUGUCAGAAGGUGGCAAAAGGGGGGGAAUCACCCGACCCUCCCUGGGAUGCUGCAACCGUCCUAAGUCCCUGCCAGUUGCCAAACAUCCUAAUUCCGAUCACGUGACCCCGAGGAGGCUGCAAGGGCCGUGUGCAAAACGCUCCUGUACAUUCCCUAUUCAUCUAUUCCGUGUCCUCCCCCCUCCUAUCAGCCACUCUUUUCAGUGGUAUCGUAGCUUCAAGUGGUCACUAAACAAAGAGUUGUAAAUCAAGGACCACCUAUCAAAGUCCCGAUUAAGACCCGCCCCUUAUCAGGGCACCCAGGUUGGUUCCAGAAGGGUCUGGGGCUCAGUGGGGGAAAUCCUGAGAGUCCUCUUGGAAAGACCCUGGUUUAAUUUGGGGACUCCCCCCCCACCCGACUGGCCAGGAGCUGCUGCCAGCUGGGGCCGGUCCAAUCCAGAAGGAGCAGAUCCCCCACCCAGCAUCAAGCCAGGUCCCCAUUAGGGUCUCCUUGGAGCUGAGCCAUCCAAAAAUGGCACUGUACCCACCCACCCACCCCGUUCCCCCCUCCUGCCUGGCUGAUCGCCCCACCCCCACCCCAAGAGUCAUUCGCUCCCACCCCCCUUUGGCAGUGUUUGUCCUCAGACUGGGCACCUUUCCUCUUUUGCCAGGAUUGAUUAGGUUCAUUUAGAUGGCUUUUAUGGGAUGGGAGCCUGGGCAUUUAGUCGGGCAUCGUGCAUCAGACAACCCAGAAAAUGGGGGCCUCCAGCUGAGGGUCAGCCAAUGGGAGUUGCUGGUAAGAGAGCCCACCUUAUUUUUUUUUUCCCCUGGACCCCAAAGACAAUUUAAAGUUCAAAGGAGCGUCUGUGCCAGCCAGUGCCUCCUUGCCCGUCUGCCUCAGGAAGGGAUGAGCUGCUCCCCUUACACCAAUUUCCUCUUUUCCCCCCCCUCAAAAAAAGGAUGGGAAAAGCACCCACUUUCUUUUUUCCCCCAAUUUUAUUCAAAGGAUUAAAAUACAAAAGAAAAAAAUUAACAGACAUAAGACAAGAGCAUUAAAAAAAAUGAAACACAAAAGACAAAAAAAACGUAUUUUCUCUUCUGGUUGAAACACUGGCAAACGUAUUGCAACAGCAGCAGCAGCUUUUCCCGUCCCUUGCAAAACAAAUCCAAAAUUUGUAACCUUCUACAUCUAUUGGACCCGUCAGACAUUAACACAUAUGAAAGAAAAAAAUAGUUGACAGAUUAAACAACUGCAAAGUUGUAGUUCAAGACAGUCCCUUAUUGCCAUUUGCUCGUAGAAAGUCUACACAAUUUCUCACUUACCACAAAUCACCAGGAAAGGGACCCCCUUUGUGGCACCUGCAGCUGCCAAGGACUGGGGUCCAGGUGCACAAAUUAUGUGCCUUUCAAUUCCUGGGCUCUGUGCAGGAAUAAGGUGAACCCAAACAUCCGUAAAAUGCCAUUUUUCCUCUCCAGAGGCUGCACGUCCCCAGCUAAAGAAGGUCGACCCUCUCAUCCCUCCGGGGAAAUUGGGGACUCCUGGAUGGAGCCAUGUGGUUGAGUCCCUCAAGUUGGACCCAGUCAAAAUUUCUUACUCUGUUUGCAUGCGCACAGAUAGAUGUCUCUUCACCCAUAGAGCUCCCUUGAAGUUCCUUGGUCUGCUGAGGAAAGUGAGGCCAAAAAUAAUAAUUCUGAACUAUUUGGGUAGCAAAGCUUCAUUGCUCCCAGCAGGAGAAAAUGUCGAAUCACGUUUCAAGGAGUAAUUGAACCAGUAGGGUGGGUAUUUCUCAACCUCUGCAGCUUUCAGAGGGAGGGACUUUGACUCCCAGAAUGCCCCAUGCUGGCUGGAAUUCUGGGAAUUGAAGUCCACCCCUCUUAAAGCUGCAGUUACCAAAUGCAUCUCUCCAUCCACACACCCACACUUUUUCUGCAAAAAUGUGUUCAAAUUCCAUCUCUGACUGGCAGCCGGACUUGGGAAGGGCUCGAACCCAAUUCUUAAAGGAGAGUCAUCUGUUUGGAAUCGUAAGCAGGGACUUUUUGAGGGCUGCCAAUUGAACCUCCCUCCCUGGGAAGAAGCCGCGGCCUGCACUGUGUCCUAAAUAAAGGGUCUUGUGUUCCAGA
Pantherophis guttatus is the source of this 5000-nucleotide messenger RNA. It is a transcript of the gene ABHD8, whose product is annotated as abhydrolase domain containing 8. Gene Ontology annotation, cellular component: mitochondrion. Gene Ontology annotation, biological process: phosphatidic acid biosynthetic process; lipid homeostasis. Gene Ontology annotation, molecular function: lysophosphatidic acid acyltransferase activity; carboxylic ester hydrolase activity. The record is from RefSeq and is a predicted model, not a curated record. Lineage: Eukaryota; Metazoa; Chordata; Lepidosauria; Squamata; Colubridae.